GUUUUAUGUAUUCAAUGCUAAAGCACUGGGUCUGGAGACGAGAUCUGAGUGUGCAGAGCUGAGUAAGUGAAAUAGUCAGAUAAGCUUGUUCCAGUGACAUAAACAGUCAGGAUCAAAGUCUACAGGCUGUUGUCACUGAAGGAAGGAGGGAGGGUGAAGUCGAGGCAGUAGAUCUAUAUUACAACAAGGCUUGACUAAGCGGUGCUGCAGUCUCCAUGUGGAUUCCUGCCAACAAGGAGAGUUGUCAAUGAGAGCUGCUGCAGUUGUUGGGUUGAAACUUUAGCUUCUUAUCAGGCGUUUCCAGGCUGUUUGAAUGACAGCCAGCAGGGCGGAAUCGGUUCCUCUUUUGCCUCUGGCUUUAUUGCAAUUACGGCUCUUUCUGUUCGGUACAUGGCGACAUUUAUUGAGCGUGAUUCAACUUAUUGCCAAUGAGCGCAAGUCGCAGCUUGUGUGAAGUUCAUCACCAUCAGCAGCAGCAGCAGCAGAAGAAGAAGAAGAAGAAGAAGAAGAAGAAGAAGAAUACCUUUUAAGGAACUGACACAGCGCACAACGUUGGAUUAUUGUUGCGCGGAGGAGAGCGUGUUUUCCUGUUAGUUAGGUUUUAUUUUUAGCAGAGGAAAUUAUGACUUCGGUUUGGAAAAGACUUCAGCGGGUGGGUAAAAAGGCUUCAAAGUUUCAGUUUGUUGCCUCUUACCAGGAACUCGUGUUGGAGUGUACAAAGAAAUGGCAACCAGACAAGCUGAGGGUGGUGUGGACCAGGAGGAACAGACGCAUGUGCUCCAAGCUCCACAGUUGGCAGCCUGGAAUCAAGAACCCCUACAGAGGCAUGGUGGUGUGGCCUGUCCCCGAGAACAUCGACAUCUCUGUUACACUCUUCAAGGAGGUCAACGCUGAUGAGUUUGAGGACAAAGAGUGGACCUUUGUCAUUGAGGGUGAGAGCAAGGGGCAUCGUAAGGUUCUGGCCUCAGCAGACAUCAACCUGAAGCGGUUUGCCAGUCCGACGCCGACCCAGACUGACCUGACGCUGAAGCUGAAGCCGCUGUCUGUCAAAGUGGUGGAUGCCACUCUCAAGCUGUCGCUGUCGUGUGUCUUCGUUCGAGAGGGGAAAGCCACUGAUGAAGACAUGCAGAGUCUUGCCAGCCUGAUGAGCGUCAAACCCGCAGAUAUCGGCAACCUGGACGACUUCAAUGAGAGCGAUGAAGAUGAGGACAAGAAGUCUGUCACUGCUACAGUCGUCCCACACACUCUUAUUCGCCCAAAUCGCCCUGCUCCCCCUCCACCUGACAAGCGAGACUCCGCUGGACCCUCUUUUCCAGCCUCAGCCUGUGGACGUGAUGGCGGCCCUCCCAGUCCUGCCGUCCACUCCCGCCCUCCUCUACCUAUCGCUCCUCGCCCCUCGCCCCGUCGCAGCCGACACUCCUUCCCCACCCCCGCUGUCCAGUCAGAGAUCCAACCUUCCCCCGGCCCCUCCCCUCAGCCCUCGCCCAGAUCCAAGCACAAACAAUCUUCCCACCUUCUCCUCCCUGAGGCUCUUGCUACUUCUGACCCACUACCCAAUCCUCCAAGCUCUCAGGUCACAGCGGCUGCUCCCUCAAUGCAGAGUUCCCCCUCUGCCCUGCCUCUCUCGGAUGUGUCUCCUACAGAACCUCCAUCCCCCAAAUCCUCCAGGGCACCCAUAAUCACGCCUUCUUCCCCUCAUCCUCCAUCUCCCAAAUGCUCUGAAUCUUUGCCAACUUUACCUGCUGCCUCAGUGGAGCCUUCUUUGCCCUCUGUCCCCCCGAAUUCCUCUUCAAACACCCCCUCUAAACUGCCUUUUAAGCCGCCCAGUGCCUCCGAAACAGCCAUUACCUCAUUAACUCCCAAACCUCCCUCCCCCGCAUUGUCAUCACCCAAGAAUAUCAUAACAUCAUCCUCCACGACUCCCUCAAAGUCUCCCAGUCCUCUCACUGUAUCCACUACUCUCACCCAUAAGACCAUCUCUACUGCCUCCCAGCCUCUCUCACCUAAAUCCUCCUCUCCCUCAAAUCCCGCCGUGUCCUCUGAACCUCCAUCCGCUCACCCUCAACUCACCCGGACCCUCUCUCAGCCUCCCUCUCUGCCCAGAAUCUUCCAGUCAGGCUCAGGAAAAGUUCCUGUUUCACAUCAACGGCGCCCCCCGGAGGUUCAAACUGCAGAUGAUCUUACUUCAGUCUCUGGCCGUGCUCACAUUUUCAGACCUCAGGUUGUCAAGUCAAUCGCUCGCCCCUCCUCUCCCUCUCCUUUUUCCGCUGAUGCCCCUCCUCUCCCCAAAUCUCACCCCUCUAUAUCAGAGUCAGGUGCUAAGGGGGCGUGGUUGAAAUCUGGAAGUGACAUCAGCCCUGUCCCUCUGCUGAGUAGUCCCGACCUAGAUGCCCUCUGUGACCCCGCGGCUCCAGCCCUUACUGCCACUCUUCCACGCUCCUCACCCCCUCGCUCAUCUUCUCUUUCCACCUCUGUUUUAUUCUCCUCUCCUCACCUUAAACUCACUGUUUCUCCUUCUGCUCCUCCUGCUCCGAUCAGCUUCUGUCAGUCAGGCUCAACGUUUCCCUUCACUCAAGUAGUCGAGGAAACACCUUUGAGUCCUCUGAGCCGAGACGACAACCGGUCAGUGGCCAACAUCAAAGUAUCCAACCAGCUAAUCAGAACAGCCCAGGAUUCAAAGGCGGCCAUCCCAGAAAGCAAAGCUGAAACAGCAACGAUCAGUCCUGCCCAGUCAGAGCUGAUAAUAGCCCCGCCCCCUCCAUGGCCCUUCUCCUGCUGUGAGAGCUCCACCCCUCAGCAGCCCUCCACCAAUGUUGUUGCGGCAUUUAUCACUCCCAAACAGCCAAAUGCUCAGGGGGAAAUUGAUCUGAAAAAAACAACACAUGAGACGAAUGUUAUUAGCGCCUUUAAGGCCGAAAAGCCGCCACUGGCAAAGCCUGAGCCCGAGCCUGACUUUGACGACAUCAUCUUUGAGUCAUUUAACCAGAGACAAGAAUCAGGGGGCUUGUUUCUGGAAGAGGAUGACUCUAAGCGGGAUACUAUUAAAAGGUGUCCUCCGGGUCUUGAACAGAAAACCACUGAAAAGGCCGGUGGAGAAAAGCCGUCACUGACGAAGCAGUUAGAGCGAGCAGCGACGGAGAAGGAGGUGAUGAUAAAGGCAGAGCACGAAAAGCAAAGGGAGAACGAACAAGAGGAGGAAAGGAGGAGGAAAGUGGAAGAGCAAAAAGUAAUGCUCCAGAAGCAGGAAGAGAGGAGAAAACAUGAGGAAGAGAAGAAGAGACUGUUAGAGGAAGAGAAGAAGAGGCUCUUACAGGAGGAGGAGGAGCUCAAGAAGGAGAAGAAAAAGAAGAAAUGCGAGGAGGAGAGACUCCUGAAUGAGAGCAGAGACAAACAAGAGAAGCUGAGUGAGGAGAAGAGGAAGCGGGAUGAGGAGGAGAGGAAGAAAAGAGAGCAGCAGAGGAGACUCCUGGAGGUGGAGGAGGAAAAGGAAAAACUUAGGAGGGAGGAAGAGAGGAGACUUGAGAGAGAGAGAUUCUUGAGGAAAAUGAAAGAGGAAGAGGAGAAACUGAUGGAGGAGAGGAGAGUGUUUGAGGAGCAAAGGAGGAGGAGGGAGGAAGAGAAAAAGAGGCUCCUGGAAGAGGCAGAGAGGAGGAAGAUGGAGGAGAAAUGCUUGAAGGAGGAAAAAGAAAAGGAGCAACAGAAAAUGAAAGAGGAGGAAGAGAAAAGAAAGAUGGAGGAAGAGGAUAAAAAACAUCUACAGGAGGUGGAGAGACAGAAAAAUGAGGCAGAGAAGGAGAGUAAGAAGAGGGAAGAGGAGGAGGAGAGGAUGAAAGAGGAAGAGAGAAAGAAAAAUGAGGCAGAAGCAGAGAGGAAGAAGAGGGAGGAGGAGAGGAUGAAAGAGGAAGCGAUAAAGAAAAAGGAGGCAGAAGCGGAGAGGAAGAAGAGGGAGGAGGAAGAGAGAAAUAAAAAGGAGGCAGAAGCAGAGAGGAAGAAGAGGGAGGAGGAGAGGAGGAACGAGGAAGGGAGAAAGGAGGAGGAGAGGAAGAGGAGGGAGGAGGAGGAGGAUAAUAGAGCGAGGGAGGAGGAAAGAUUGAGGAAGGAGAAAGAUAAUGAGAGACUCUUAAAGAAGGAGAAUGAAAGGAUGGAGAGGAGGAAAAAAGCGGAGGAGAAAAGACGUGAAGAGGAGGAGGAGAAGAGAAAGGAGAGAGUCUUAAAGGAGCAGAAAGAAAAGGAGAGACAACUAAAAGAGGAGCUGAGAAGGCACGAGGCAGAGAAGAAGAAGAGGGAGGAGGAGGAGAGACACAGAGAGAAGAAAGAGAAAGCGGAAAGGAGAAUGAAGGAGGAAGACGACAGGAAAAAAAGAGAAGAGGAACAGAAGAAGCUUCUGCAAGAGAAGGAAGAGAUGAAAAAAAGAAAGAAUAAAGAGGAAGACGAAGACAAGAGGAGGAAGGAGGAUCGAGCAGCUCCAGUCUGCAGCAUGGAAGCCAACAAGUCAGAUGAGGACAAGAAGAAGAUGAAAACUUUGUUUUCCUCUUCUCUGCCAGUUCUUCGACCAAACACACACACCGACGUCCCUCCUCCCAGUUUCACACCCUUGCCCUCAGCUCUUAAAGAUGUACCACAAACUCCACUUCCUGCUCCUCGCCUCCCUCCUCCGGACAAAACCUGCGUUACAGCCGAGCAGCUGCUCUCACAGAUUCUCAGCCAAUCACAAGACAGAGAGACAACCCUUCAAUCAGUUAAUAAACCAGGCUACGCCUCCGAUGAGCGUCUGGGGCAACUUUGUCUCUCAAAGGAAGGUUCAUUUUCAAACAUUGUCGUCCCAGAAAAGAAAAUAUCUGCCACAUGUACACCACCUGGCAUCUGUUCAGGCCCCACUGUUCACGAUAAACCGUUUACAUUAGAGGUCUUGACCCUGGUGCCACCUCCACCGAGGCUGACUGAUGCAGAGGUUCCUCUAUGGAAAUCGCUAGAAGGGAGAAGUUGGAAAGAUACACCUCAAAAAAUCUCUGCCAUGGAGGGUACAAAACCUUUGUGCAGAGGAGAAGAUGCUGCUGAAGUGGACACCCCUGUCAGGCAGGAACAGCCAAUAACAACAAAAGACUCAGAAACACAUCCCAUAGUCCAACCUCCUGCUGAACCCUGCGCACCACCAGUUAAACAAGAGCCCCAAGAGCCAGAGGGACCCAGCGUAGAACUAGAAACCUCAUCCGAGGUUUCCCCCAAACCAGCCUUCGAGCGCACGGCUUUGGCGCUGGAGAAGCUGCUUCCCUCAAAGCCUGAACCAGAACUGCGGCUGGAAACAGUUCUCCUGCCUUCAGGAAAACCACAACAGGAGGGAGCAGAUGAGGUGAAACCAGGCCUGGCCGUGACUGGUGGUCAGGAGAGUUUCAUCAACAAUAAGGAGCCAGUGUGCGAGGCAGAGAAGCAGCUGUGGGUGACGGUGGAGGAGACCACAGCGGAGACAGGAGCGGAAAGAGGGAUGCAAAGUAGUGAGAGCCCUGAAGAGAAGGAUGAGAAGCAGGAGGAGGGUGGUGUAAUAGGGGGCGGCCGGAAAUGUGCACACACAGAGGCAAAUGUGUGUGUUGCGGAGCAGCAGAUGGAGGCGCCGGCUGGCUUCAUGUCAGCUGUAGUUGACGUGUUUUAUAGAGGCUAUGAGACAGUGGCCUCCAUCCUGCAGACAACUGGACUCACUGAUGCAGGUCAUCCACCUCGCUCUGCAGAACAGCCAUGCCUCCCUAUAAGUAAUGAAGAUCAGCCAUCUUUACAUGAAGUCGCUGCAGAGAUGCUAGAUGACAUGCCACUGAUUCCCAUUGGUGUGGACAUUUCUCCACCCACGGCCUUCUCUGACACAACAGAAAACCAGAAGUUUAGUGAACAGACUGGAUUCGCUCAAAAACCUUCACAUUGGGCUAAGUCUGGUGGCAACUCUGAGACUGUUAAAAAAGACAAAUCCAAGCUGAAAUCUGGUGCCAUCCCAGUGUGGUUGAGAGAGGAGGAGGACGAGGACGAGGUGGAGUAUGAGAGAGGGCAGGAGGAUCUUGGUUCCGUCUGGCUGGCUGAGCUGUACAUGGAAGGGAAAGCAGGUAUGAAGCUCCUCAUCCCAGACCCCCGUGAUAUUGACUGCGACACCACAGAGCUUGUUGAUCACAGUCAGCACUUGAUACCCUGCUGUGAUACCCUGCAGGAAGUAUCACUAACUGAAGCAGAAGAGCCACCGACCAAUGAGCUCAGGCAAAAUCAAGAAGGCGAGGAGGAUGUGCUAAAAGGCCAACAGGCAGACAUCCCUGAUGGUGGAAAGAAGUUUGGAGACACCCCUCCCCAUCAAAGUGAGAUGACGACAUCUCGACUGCCUACGUUACCAGAAGAAGAAACCUCUGACCUUAAGUCCCCUCAUACUGCUCCAAUGGUCAGAGAGGAGGCUGACGGGAAGGACGAUGCAAAUGAGGACCUGGUGAACUCCAGCCAGUCUCUGCUCCAGUGGUGUCAGGACAUCACCAGAGGGUACCGGGGGAUAAAGGUCACCAACUUCAGCACAUCCUGGAGAAAUGGUCUAGCCUUCUGUGCCAUCCUACAUCACUUCCAUUCAGACAAAAUAGAUUUUGACCAGUUGGACUCUCAUGACAUCAAGCUCAACAACAGGAAGGCGUUUGACGGCUUCGAGGCGCUGGGUAUCUCUCGCCUGCUGGAGCCGUCCGACAUGGUUCUUCUGUCCGUACCCGACAGGCUCAUAGUCAUGACCUACCUCUGCCAGAUCCGCUCACACUUUACCAACCAGGAGCUGAGCGUGAUGCAGAUAGAGCACAACAGCAGCCAGUCCAGCUACGGCCUCACCCUCUCUGGUCCCGGUCCCACUAACGUCGACGCUGCCGCUUUCUGCAUGGCCAGACUGAACGAAGGAGUGAGCCUAGAGGAAGGAGGGAGCAGCACGUUGGUCGUCCCGCCACCAAGGACCAAACGACUGGUUAAAGUGGACGAUUUAAUAACUCCAGUCCCACCACCAAGGUCCAAAAUAGUCAAAUCUGGACUGGGUCAGGAUGAAGACACAAAGACUGGAAGCACUAAUAAUACAGAGUUGCAGAGUACAGCUGAGACCCAGCCUCCCAAACAAGAAGAGGAAACAAUGGACACCAGCCAGUAUGUGCUGAGUGAGCUGGCGGCGUUGGAGACGGAGCAGAAGCACAUCGACAGCAGAGCCGCUGUGGUGGAGAGACGACUGCGAAGCCUCAUGGAAACAGGAAGUGACCGUGAUGAAGAGGAGAGACUGAUACAGGAGUGGUUCACUCUGGUGAACAAGAAGAAUGCUCUGAUACGCAGACAGGACAACCUGGAGCUACUACAAGAGGAGCAGGAUCUGGAGAGGAGGUUUGAGCUUCUGAACAGGGAACUUCGGGUCAUGAUGGCUAUAGAAGACUGGCAGAAGUCGUGCAAUCAGCAGCAGAGGGAGCAGCUGCUCCUCCAGGAGCUGGUGUCUUUGGUCAACCAGCGGGACGAGAUCAUCAGAGACAUCGACGCCAAGGAGAGAGGGGCAAUGGAGGAGGACGAGCGUCUGGAGCGCGGUCUGGAGAUGAGGAGGCAAAAAUAUAGCAACAAAGACAAAUGUGUCCUGCAGUGAGAACAGCUUUCACUACUGCCACCCAGAAGUCCCGAAAGCUCCAUAUUUCCCUGUUUUUUAGUGCCUUUAUUUUCCCGGAGAACUGUUAAAACCCAACAUGAGGAAAGACAAGAUAUGGUCUGCAAACUGUGUCUUCUUUAAAAGUGUUUUCUUUAAAAUGUAUACCUGUUCAUGUCAACGUUUCAGUCUGUCUUAAGUAUUAUUUUGAUUCUGUUCACAUAUUUUUUAUUUAUUUAAAUGAUGUGUCAGAUUAUCGUACAUCUAUUGCACAUGUGUUUUGAGUGAUUGUGUGUUUGUUCAUAUGUGCGUUUGUUCAGCAUUUAAACUCUUCCUCUUCUUUUAAAAGAAAAAGAAAUGGUUCCCCUCAUUACGGCAAAAUCUGUUGGAUUACUAAAACCAAAAUGUGCCUUGUCCUUUCUGUGGUUUCUGAGGAUAUUCGUCUUACAUUUCUAUUUCAAACGUAUAUAUUUGGUUGUAAAAAAAUUACAAUAUUUGGUUGUACAUGUCAAGACAUAUUAGAUUUAAUAAUAACAUGUGACAGGUCAUGAGCUGGACUCAAACUCACAAAAUUGAGAGUACAGGGUACAUGUUUUCAACUUAAGUAUAACCCCCAUCAAAGCAUUUUUAUAAACCUGAAAAGCAUUUCCACUUAUUGCAAUUUUGAUUGUUUUCUUUUUUAGAUGUUAGGUGUUAAAAGUGUUCUUCAUAUUAAUGAGUUAUCAAACCUUGUGUGAACACAAACCCUGAAUGCCUUAAAUCCGCCACAGCGUGUACGGUUGAGAUGUUUGUGCCUGUUUGAUUCACAGAAUUGAACCUGUUUCCUCACUUCUGUGUACUUUGACUACUGUAUGCAUGCUGUUUGAGGUGUGCUGACAAAGUGGUACUCUGCUUCACAUCACUACUGUAUAUCACACACUGUACACCUGAUGUUGCUGUCUAUAUUUAUGAGGAGAAGACAUGAUGAAUGAUGUUGAUAAAUAUGUUGAAGAAACAUAAA
Molecule: messenger RNA, 8612 nt
Organism: Cottoperca gobio
Lineage: Eukaryota; Metazoa; Chordata; Actinopteri; Perciformes; Bovichtidae
Gene: ehbp1l1b
Product: EH domain binding protein 1-like 1b
Molecular function (GO): protein binding
Source: RefSeq, a predicted model, not a curated record